AUGGAUAUUGAGCCAGUACAGCGUGCGGUACGCUUUACAGACGCCGAAAUAGAAAGAAAUGAAGUACUCGACGACCAGAAAUCACCCAGGAGCGUGAAUGAUUCUACACCCUGGGGAGAGCCCCAAGAUCUAGAAUAUAUCGGCAAAGAAGAGCCAAAUGUUACGAGCUCUCCACUCACAUCCCCAUUCCCACCUUUUCAUGCACCACUAACAAGUGGAAUCUCUCGAUCUCAACGUCCAACUGGACCAGCUCGAACUCCAUCAGGUACUUACGCACCGGCUCGAAGACCCACUCAGCAACCGCCAAAUGUUGCAACUGAGAGACAUCGUUCGGGAUCUUUGCUCAGGGCUGACCCAAGUGCUUCAUACAGGAUACAAGAAAGGGCAUAUGUUCAGCGAUUGAGGCAGGAUCAGCAACUAGAAUAUUUUGAGCCACCCACCUCGAGUGUAAGCUAUGGAUCUGAUUCAGAGGAAGCCUCCCCGGCUGAAGCUUCGAAUGAUCCAUUUGAACAAGAAACUCUUUUGUUCUACGGAAACGAUAAUAUACAGCCUACAGAAGAUGAUCUUAAAAUACCCGAAAACCGAGAGAGACUUGAGUGGCAUGGUAUGCUUGCCUCUGUACUGACAGGUGAUGUAGUCAGGCAGGAAAAAAAACGACUCAUAGGAGCAUCAAACAAGCAGGGAGAGAAUAUUUACAGUGAAAUUUGGCUAGGUCUUAGGGCAAAGACCUGUGGGCGUUUAAUAGUCUCUCAGAAAAGGAUCAUUGAUGAAGCAAGAUCUAAGCUGAGCGCUCAGCUAGAAGAAAUAAUUUCAUUCGAAAUCAAAGGAGAAAGUGAGGUGGGGAAGCCGCCCAUUGUGCAAGUACGAGAAAUCAUAAAAAUGAUUGAAAAAUGUGACUGUCUAUAUCCUUCAAGGGCUGCCCUAGAAAUAGACAAUAAGCUUGCUGCAUCUCCAGCUUUUUAUGCUGCAUGUGAUGCAGUUAUAUCAUGGCAUAACAUUACAGAACUCAUCAAUACGCAACUCGGUAUCUUGAAGAAUUGGGUCGGAAAUAGUGAUUUGGACUUCAAUAGAGCCAAAGAACGGUCGUCUCUAGGGGAUGGACUAUCUGAUGGCUCGUCUUUCAUAGAUCGGCUGCUAAAAGAAGAUGGCCUUCGAUCGCUACAACAAGAUAACUGUAUUUUCAGUGCUGUUUCCAUGGUUAUACUAAAAGCAAAAUCUACGCUCAUUUCAAAUUCUACAGUUUUUGCUAAACGCCAUCUCCCCCCCUACAUUGAAGAGCUCCUAAUCCUCAUCAAUUUCCCUUCUAGACUUAUUGAGGAAAUUAUUAAAGUCAGGCUUCAAUACGCCAAGAAUAUGAAGGAUCCCGCCCAACAAAAUACAAUUAUGCAGGAGCAAAUCAUAUCUCAAUUCCAAAUCUUACUGAAUCUAGCUGUCCGAAUAAAACAAGAAAAUCUAACAAUCUCUCAUCCAGAAGCUGGAUGGGAACUUCCUCCUUGUAUCGACGAUACUUUUGACCAAGUCGUGCUAGACGCCCUAAAAUUUUACUUGAAGAUGCUGAACUGGAAGCUUGGUAGCAACAAAAAUACUUUCAAAGAAGCAGAAGUUCUGGAACAAGAAUGGAAUUUUUCAACUGAAAUUGGUCGACACUUACAAGGGGGUGAUGUCGAGGUCGCUGAACAGUUUAGUUCUCUAACCCACAAAGCUUUUAAUCGACUCUAUACGACUUUCGAAAGAGAUCUUCAAAGAAAGCCUAAAGAAUCUGCCAGUGAUAUGACCAAGCGCUAUAAACAAAGUCUCGACUCAGUUCGUGUACGUCAGCGUAUGUUGCAGCGUUUUUCAAGGGUCCUCAGUGACCGAUUUGAGAAUGCGACAGACUUCAGUAUUUCUUUAAAACAGUCAGAGCUCGAUCAGUUAUAUGAAAAUCUUAUUGAGACAGGGCAUUUUAUGGUCUACACAGCCAGUAUAGAGCACGAUGGAAUAUUUCUGAUUGCUUCACCUUCGCUAUAUAACAGGCAGCGUGAUAUCAAGGCAAUACUUAGAACAGUCAACCAUUCAAACGAAACAAUGGAGGACGUAACAAACUCAUAUGUCUUGAUUCUUCGCCCAGAAACUCAGAUCAUCUGGACAGGGCGAAAAAUUGAAGCUAACAUCCAGGAGCCAGCUAUAGAUCUAAAAGUUGGUCAUCUUCGACUUAUUGCCCAAGGCUCCCAGGCAAAGCUUCGAAAUGCGCGCAAUGUAUUUCUAGACUCGACCGACAUAGAUCUUGAUAUGGUAGUAGAACAGAGAUCUUAUCUAAAGAAAGUCAAUAUGAAGUUGACCGAGAUUAAAAAGGUUGUCUAUAAGUUAUCUAAUCUUAUCAUGGAUAGUGUUGAGAUUGUAAGAAAACAAACCAAAGGAAUGGACUGUCAAGAACUGAUUCAAACUUGUUUCGUCUUUGCAACAGAGUUCGGGCAACGGUCGUUACCCUACAUGGAUCGAAAUCGAAAACAAAUGAACAACCUUAAACUCACAAAAUUGGGACUAGAUUGGGUGAGCUUCAUCUCUGAUGAUUGUAUUGCAACCGAUAGAAAAACAUUCAGAUGGGCAGUCCUGGCAUUAGAAUUUGCGAUGAUAAUGACCCAAGGCCAACAUAUCCUUGCCUUGGGCAAAGAAGAAUUUGCUAGACUUCGGGCAAAGGUUGCAGGGUGCAUGUCAUUACUAAUAUCACAUUUCGACAUUAUGGGGGCUAGGUCUACUCUAGCUGCCCAAGCAGAAAAGCAACGAGUGGAGGCUCUAGCUGGUCAGUUCCGAAAGAUUGACUUGAGCCGAAUGAUGGAUGAUGAAGAAUCAGCCCGAUACGUUGGCGAGCAUAGGCAAAGAUUACUUUUUGAACUUGAUAAUACGAGAAAACAGAAAGAAGCCGAACGACAAGCCUUAGGACGCGUUAUGGAAGAGUCCAGCGAAGCUGAUAGAUCGUUGACGCAUCUUUCUUCGUCGGCAUCUAACGUUAAUAUGCGCUGGCAACAAGGCAGUUUUGUCGGUGGAGGUACAUUUGGAUCUGUAUAUUCAGCUAUUAACUUGGAUUCAGGCCAGCUAAUGGCUGUCAAGGAGAUUCGUCUCCAAGAUCCUUCAUUGAUCCCCGUCAUUGCUGGUCAGAUCAGAGAUGAGAUGAAUGUACUAGAGGUUUUAGAUCAUCCGAAUGUAGUUUCUUAUCACGGAAUUGAAGUUCAUCGAGACAGAGUUUAUAUAUUUAUGGAAUUCUGUUCUGGUGGAUCUUUGGCAGGACUCCUGGAACACGGGCGUAUAGAGGAUGAACAAGUUAUCAUGGUCUAUGCGCUACAAUUACUAGAAGGUCUUGCAUACCUUCACGAAAGCGGUAUUGUCCACCGCGAUAUCAAACCCGAGAAUAUUCUUUUGAAUCAUCAUGGAAUCAUCAAGUAUGUUGAUUUUGGUGCUGCUAAAGUUAUAGCCCGGCGUGGUAAAACCCUCGUUGCUAUCAAUUCAACAGGAAUGAAAGCAGAUAAGUCCAUGACAGGUACACCAAUGUACAUGUCGCCUGAGGUCAUAAAGGGCGAGGCUCCUGGUAGGGCAGGGGCCGUCGAUAUUUGGUCACUUGGAUGUGUAGUUCUUGAAAUGACUACUGGACGUCGACCAUGGGCAGUACUUGAUAAUGAGUGGGCUAUAAUGUAUAAUAUUGCUCAAGGAAACCCCCCUCAACUGCCGGCGCCUGAUCAGCUCAGCCCUGAGGGAAUUAAUUUUCUGAAGAAAUGUUUCAUUAGAGAUUCUAGGAAACGUGCUUCUGCAUCUGAACUACUUCAGCACGAGUGGAUCAUCAAUGUGAAGUCACAGCUUUCUAUCGGACCAGGAACACCAAGUGAAUUGGGAUCAGUAACCUUAAGUCAGUCACGAAGUAGUGUUGGAUCGGGAUAG
This is a messenger RNA of Blumeria graminis f. sp. triticale, 3909 nucleotides long. Lineage: Eukaryota; Fungi; Ascomycota; Leotiomycetes; Helotiales; Erysiphaceae. The record is from the annotation of a GenBank genome assembly.